Oryctolagus cuniculus (rabbit) is the source of this 1914-nucleotide messenger RNA. Lineage: Eukaryota; Metazoa; Chordata; Mammalia; Lagomorpha; Leporidae. The record is from RefSeq and is a predicted model, not a curated record.
GGAGUGAACCAGGUGCUGACGUCCAGCCAAGCGCAUGACCAACACGUUUUGUGAAUAGAGCAACAGCUUAUUGAAUAUUUGGUCUUCAGUCUCCCAAGAUUCCCCAAUGAGGCAGCUUAACAGAGAGGCCAAGGCCUUUGCUUUUAGGUCCACGAAGACCUGAGUUGAUCCAGCUCAUCCCUCACUGGCUGUGUGACAUGGGGCAUGGGCUAUACUCUCUUCGUUGUAGUUUUCCAAUGGGAGACACAGACACUGAGUUCUGAGUCACAGUUUUCUUGUGGGGACUAAAGUAAGUAAGGAAUGAAACACGCAUUUGUUAUCUAGCAGCCGCAUCUAAGAGGUCACGGAGCUGAAUCAGCCGGGAUGCUGGUGGAGUCACUGGUCAGUUACUCUUUCUCAUCUUGACGCACCAGCAGCACUUGGGAAUGCUUCCUCCUUUUUUUUUUUUUUUUUUAAUAUUUGUUUAUUUACUUGAGAGGCAGAGUUUCAGACAGAGAGAGGGAGAGAAGAGAGAGAGGUCUUCCAUCCCCUGGUUCACUCCCCAAAUGGCUGCAACAGCUGGAGCUGGGUUAAUUCAGAGCUGGGCCGAUCUGAAGCCAGGAGCCAGGAGCUUCUUCCGGGUCUCCCACGUGGGUGCAGGGACCCAAGGACUUGGGCCAUCUUCCACUGCUUUCUCAGGCCAUAGCAGAGAGCUGGAUCAGAAGUGGAGCAGCUGGGUCACGUAUGGAUGCUGGCACUGCAGGUGGCGGCUUUACCUGCUGUGCCAUGGUGCCAGCCCCGUGAAGAGGGUCUUGAAUGUGAAAAGAAGCAGGCUGCAGAAACAGCUAGCCGGACAGUGGACAUCAACCGCCAGUUUGGCAGCAUGAUAAAUGGUUCUUUAAAUGCCUCAGAGAGAACAGGGUGUUUACCAUGGGCUGGACGCUGUGCUUGGAGCUUUUACCUUUUGAAAGGCAUCAACUGUAGAAUCAUGGGUAAGACUUUCUGGGAAGCUUUGCAAUAGUAUCAAUUUAUCCAGGCAAACUCAAAAAUAGUCUUACUCCUAGAAUGACUGGAGGUUUCAUGCAUUAAAAAAUGUAUGUGUCUACCUUGACUCAGGCUCCAAACUGGGUUACUUUCGUGAGUGUGAGUGGCGCCGGCUGAAUGGACAUUAGAACAAAGGAAAUAAAUCUGGAUUGUUCUAUGCAAAGCAGAGCGUAUGACCACAAAUCCUGAUCCCCACAGACUGGCAGCCCAGGUGAAGAACUCAUAGACUCUGCUGUCCAUGGGGUCACAACACGAGCUGGGGGAGUGGGUCUGAUGUGAUGGAACAUUGUGUGACCAUGAACUCCGUACUUGGGAGUGGAGGUGGGAGUAGACUUGGAUUUCCUGUCUGUCCAUGUGGGUUAAAAUGAGAGCUUAAAUGCUGGUAGCACUCAGGAUUCCGGAUCAUCUUAAAAGACGCGGUGUGCUCCGGCUCAGUGGACAGACCCCCUGCUGCCUCUUCCUCGGGGAGUCUGUAAACAUGAAGCUGUUUCUCGUUUUCAUGGUUCUGCUGUUUGAGGUACCCCAAGAUCGGGCGUGGCCCAAAAAAUGCUUUAAUAACGUGUCAGGCUUCUGCAGGAAGAGGUGCAAGCUAGGCGAGAUUUCUGAGAUGGGAUGUCUAAGUGGGAAACUGUGUUGUGUUAAUGAAGGAGAAAACAGGAAGUACCUGGAGGCCCAGAAGCCGCCUGCACAGACCGCCGACAAGUCCGCGGAAGUCCAGGACUACAUCGCGCUCCCCACCACCACGCUCCUCACGACGGCGCAGCCCUGAGCCGGCCGCACCUGACGCUGGGCGCCGCACCUGACGCCGAGUGCCGCCCACUCCGCCGGGGGAGCUGUGUCUACUUCCCUCCGGGAACUCCAUUCCCCACAUAAUAAAGUCCCAUGUGUAGC